This is a messenger RNA of Fusarium subglutinans, 3111 nucleotides long. RefSeq names its product GTPase SLIP-GC. The transcript has 6 exons. Lineage: Eukaryota; Fungi; Ascomycota; Sordariomycetes; Hypocreales; Nectriaceae. The record is from RefSeq and is a predicted model, not a curated record. Bases 1 to 3111 code for a protein of 1036 amino acids.
AUGGAGCCCACCAGUGCUCAAGCGCUGCCUGCGCGCAUAAAGCGUGAACGUUCGCCUGAACCUGAGGUUCCGCCGGAGGUCACUGCCAACAAGCGCCAGGCUGGCGAGACAUCCGCUGUCGCGCGUGCCCCUGUUCUGUUCCGUUGGAGAACCUGUCAGGAACUCGACGAUGUCGAAAGGCUUAAGAUUAAAGAGAAGGCUGUGAAGCUGGCUGACGAGCAUUGUGGCCGAAUUCGGGCUGUGCUUGAACAUUUUCUCAGCACCUCAAAACUCGACCACAUAGACGUCAUUGUGAUGGGACAACAGAUCAUAGAGGAGUGGCUCAAGGAGUAUGGUCGCAUUCGUUACAAGCGCAAGAGUCUUCGCAUUCUGGUGGGAGUCGAAGGCCCUACUGGAGCAGGAAAAUCGUCUUUCUUGGGUUCUCUUCUCCGAAUUCCGGAGCUGUUCCCUUCAGGACAAGAGUCAGCAGCAACUGCAGUCGUUGGGAAAGUAUCCUGGAACUGGGUGGAUGCCCCCGGCUUUGAGUUCAGGGCGAAGGUCAUCUUCCGCAAAAAGACGGACGUCCAAGAAGAGCUCGAGGGACUAUUGCGAAACUUAACGUAUCUGGCCAAACUUUUGGCUGGCAAUACUGAAGAUGAGGAAGACGAUGGAACUGGCCAGGCCGACAAUAUCGCUAUCACUAGAGAAGCCAUCGAUCACGAACUCCCGAAGGUCUACGCCGUGUGGGGCUACGAGGAGGGUUUUCUUUCAGAAGCCGUGAGCGGUUUGAAUCUAAACUCAACAUACACCCAAAUGGUUGAUGCGAUUCUGAAUUCUAACUCUAAGGCUCUAUCUUUUCUCACGGCUGGCACUGCUUGUUUCAACGCGACGACCGCAGAGAAGCUCGCUGAGGAAAUAAAGCCUUUCCUAGACUCAACUACCGUGGAACAUGGUGGAGAGAAGCAGUUUUCUGCGUGGCCAUUGGUGAAGGAAGUUCGCAUUUACACCAAGGCUAAUGUUCUAAAGCCAGGAAUCACCCUGGUCGACCUUCCUGGAUGCGGAGAUGCUGUCGGUAGCAGAUCUGAGGUCACCGAGAACUUCGCCCACCGUCUCGACGUGAGGAUGGUAGUGAGCCCCAUCAUACGUGCCGCAGAUGAGAAGCAAGGCCAAGUGCUCAUGCAGAAUGGGUAUGAUGAAGCGCAGAUGAGGAUCGCUGGUAGAUUGGACGGAAACGGCUUUUGUGUCAUCAUGUCAAAGAUGGAUGAUAUGAACGUUGAAGUCUACAUUUCAGGUUGUCCAGAUUUACGCCGCGACCCCGAAGUACUUAAGAAACAGGCACAAAUCGAAGACCUGAAGAAAGAGUCGGUCGACAUCAAGCUCAUCCUCAGAGAACUUAAAGACAAAAAAAAGAAGGCAGAGAGCGCCAAGAAGAAGGCAAAAAAAGCAUAUAAGCGUGCAAAGAAGAAGUUUAAAACCCAGCUGAAGAAAAACCCUAGCACAAACGGGGACCAUUUGUCCGAUCUGAAAAGAUUUCGAGAUGAGCAAGCCCAGGCCUUCGAUCAAGCGAGCAAAGAAUUGAAACAGUGCGACAAGCGCCAGUCAAAAAUUACGAAGGAGAUGUCGUACAUUAGAGACUGGCUGCACCAUCGAGCAAUCCAGACUCGAAACAAGCGGGUAAAGCAACGCAUUCGGGCUGACUUUGACAGAAGACAGCGAAAUCUCGACGACCGCGACAACGUUAGACAAUCUCAAACCGAGGGCGAAUACGUUCUUCCCAUCCUGCCUGUAUCUACCAGGGCAUUUUGGGAACUUGAGAAGAAUGAGCUGAAAAUGCUGGGAUUUCCCAGUCAAGUGUUCACUGGGGUGCCAGCUGCAGAACAAUAUUUGCAUCGAGCAACCCUCAAGAAGCGCGAGAAGCAUCUUGAUGAGCUGCUUGACCGGUACCAAAAUUUGAUGACCAUGAUGCAGAUCUACUCUGCACCAAAUGGCCAGGAUGGUCGUUUCGACUUCACGAGGUCCGAAGUCGAGAAUGCUCUGGCUAACACCCACGCCACCUACAUGAAAAAACUCAGCACUACCCUCUCCGAGGCUAGUGACCAGAUCAAGAAGCUGGAUCCUUUAGAACGCCGACAGCAUGCGUUGAAGAAUUUCCUCGAAGAAGCGCCUCGAAUUGUCCAAAAGUGGUCUUACAAGUUCCCCGAUGAGGUGAACAAUGUCGAGAGAAUGCACUGGGCCACCUAUGCUGCCAACAUUUCUCGCAAUGGUACCAAAUUCAGGAGCCAUGCACCUCCACGUGUGACGUACACGUGGAUGGAUCAUUUGGCUGAGCCUGUGAUGAAGACUAUUUGUAAAGACUGGGACGACAAGAUGAACAAGCAACUGCCUCUCAUCAAAACUCCCAUGAUACUGGGCUACACGUGCGUAUUCACGGCGUAUCUGAACGAGAUUCAGAAAGUCAUAGGCGAGAAAGUCCCAUCGUUGGAGUUCAGUUACAACAACAUGAGACCCAUCCUUGAGAACUCACAGCAUGCCACCGAAAUCAAGAUUCGCGAUGCACUCACUCAGCUGGCUGAAAAUACAGCUACUGUGGCAUUUGAUGUUUCAAAGUUUCUCUCUAAUGAAUGGAAACCAGUCUUUCGAGUCGCUAUGCUGGACAGUGGACAAGGUUCUUACAAGCGAAGAAAGCAAACGAUCCAGGAAAAGAUCCAAAAUGACUGCCCGACAAUGGGUGGCCAGAUGAUCAAACGUCUCCGACGAGGCGUAGAAAAAGAAAUCGCCACACUGCCAGUUCGAUUAGAGAAUAUUGUCACUGAGGAGGUGACCAACGUUAAACAGCAAAUGUCCUUCCUUGUCAACAAUCUUGUUGAGAACUGUAACACCAAUCCAAAGAAGAAGCUCAUGAAAGCCAAGCUACAGGACAUGAUCCGCCCUCAUGUCGAAGCUUGGGAAUCUAUCUGGGCCGAGGAAGGGACCUACGAUGAGCAUAUCCUCGAUGUGAACCUCAGCAUCCCAGACUCUGUUCCAGAGCCUAACAUGGAUGACGACGAUUCAUCUGAUAAUGAGGACUCUGGCUCUGGCUCUGACUCUGACUCUUCUGAGGAUGAUGCUGACAAGGGCGAAGGGGGUGAUUAG